This is a messenger RNA of Dufourea novaeangliae, 1446 nucleotides long. RefSeq names its product probable tubulin polyglutamylase TTLL1 (gene TTLL1B). The record is from RefSeq and is a predicted model, not a curated record. The coding region runs from base 163 to 1410 and encodes 415 amino acids. Lineage: Eukaryota; Metazoa; Arthropoda; Insecta; Hymenoptera; Halictidae. Gene Ontology annotation, molecular function: ATP binding; tubulin binding; metal ion binding. Gene Ontology annotation, biological process: microtubule cytoskeleton organization; protein polyglutamylation. Gene Ontology annotation, cellular component: cilium. The transcript has 9 exons.
UGAAAUCGGCCGGUUACCACAAAACAUAAACAUAUGGUUCCUUCGCGAUAUAAUUAAAAUUUAGCACUUUUCUUUUAUCCGACUCACAAGUAUUUUUUAAAGAAAAAUUUGUUAAAAGUAUGCUUGAUUUUCAAUCGAUGGACGGUUUCGAUCGUAAUAAACAUGGCGAGAAGGAUAUCGGCGAGUGGAGCGGACAAGAAACUCGCGUUUUGCACGGACGUUGACAAAUCUAUAAUAGUGCACAAUUUCGAGAAGAGAGGAUGGGUGCAGGUCGGUCCGGAGGAUGAUUGGAAUUUUUAUUGGGCGGCGACUCAAUCAUGUAGAACGAUAUUUAGCGUGGAGACUGGAUACAGAAUGGACGAUAAACAGAUAAUCAAUCAUUUUCCAAAUCAUUACGAGCUCACGCGGAAAGAUCUCCUGGUGAAGAAUAUAAAACGUUACCGGAAAGAACUGGAACGCGAGGGAAAUCCUCUAGCGGAAAGAGGAGACGGUCCGGGAAAAUAUCUUUAUCUGGACUUCAUUCCCGUCACGUUUGUCUUACCAGCAGAUUACAACAUGUUUGUGGAGGAGUACCGGAAAUCACCGCAGAGCACAUGGAUCAUGAAACCGUGCGGGAAAUCCCAAGGCGCUGGAAUAUUUCUGAUCAACAAGCUGAGUAAACUGAAGAAAUGGUCCCGUGAAGCUAAAAAUCCGUUCAAUCCGAAUCUGACAAAGGAAUCGUAUGUUAUAUCUAGGUACAUCGAUAAUCCUCUUUUAAUCGGUGGUAAAAAGUUCGAUCUACGAUUGUACGUUCUGAUCGCAUCAUUUCGACCGUUGAAGGCCUAUUUGUUCAAGCUUGGAUUCUGUCGUUUUUGCACGGUCAAGUACGACACUAGCAUACAAGAAUUGGAUAACAUGUACAUACACCUUACGAACGUCUCCGUACAAAAGCAUGGCGAGGAGUAUAAUUCCAAGCACGGUGGCAAACUGAGCGUGCACAACUUGCGACUGUAUCUGGAGAGCACGCGUGGAAAAGCAGUCACGGAGAAGCUGUUCGCAAACAUCACGUGGUGCAUCGUGCAUUCUUUAAAAGCUGUCGCUCCGGUCAUGGCGAACGAUCGACAUUGCUUCGAGUGUUACGGCUACGACAUUAUCAUUGACAACGAGCUGAAACCGUGGCUCAUAGAGGUAAACGCAUCGCCGUCGUUGACGUCCACUACGGUGAACGAUCGAAUCCUGAAGUACAAAUUAAUCGACAACAUAAUAUCGAUCGUUGUCCCUCCCGAUGGUGUUCCGGACGUAAAAUGGAACAAAUGCCCACACCAGGAAGCUUUGGGCAACUUCGAGCUCCUCCUGGACGAAGAUAUCUGCGCCCAAGAGGAGAAAGAGUAUUCCGGCAAGGGUCGAGGUUCCUCGAGCAAAUGGAAAUAGCCACCUAAUGAUUCCAUCGAUUAAUAGAAAUCGUUU